Molecule: messenger RNA, 690 nt
Organism: Triticum turgidum subsp. durum (durum wheat)
Lineage: Eukaryota; Viridiplantae; Streptophyta; Magnoliopsida; Poales; Poaceae
Source: the annotation of a GenBank genome assembly
AUGAGUCGGCACCCUGAAGUCAGGUGGGCUCAAAGGAUUGACAAGGUGUAUAUCACAGUACAAUUGCCUGACGCAAAGGAUGCCAAGGUCAAGCUGGAACCUGAUGGUGUAUUCUCUUUCUUUGCCACUGCUGGAACUGAUGGGAACUCCUAUGAAUCAAAACUGGAUUUGAAUGACAAAGUGAAUGUCGAGGCAAGCAAAGUAAGUGUUGGUGUCAGGUCCAUAUUCUGUAUUUUGGAAAAAGCCGACGCCAAAUGGUGGAAUAAGCUUGUUCCAGAUGAUCAGAAGGCACCACACUUCGUGAAAGUUGAUUGGGACAAAUGGGUCGAUGAAGAUGAUGAUGGUGCUGAUGUUAAUGUUGAUGGGAUGGACUUUUCGAAUAUGGGUGGCAUGGGCGGUAUGCCUGGCAUGGAAGGUUUGGGCGGCAUGGGUGGCAUGCCCGGCAUGGAAGGUUUGGGUGGCAUGGGUGGUAUGGGUGGUCUGGCUGGUAUGAUGGGUGGAAUGGGCGGUAUGGGUGGUAUGGGCAUGCCGCCUGGUAUGGAAGGUUUGGGUGGUAUGGGGAUGGAUGAUUUUGAGGAUGAGAGUGACGACGAAGGAGAAGUGUCGAAACCUCAAGACGCAGGGAAGUCUGAUGCUGCGGAAAUCUCCGAGGUGGAAGGCAAAGCUGGCACAGCUGCUCAGAGCAACUGA